Dipodomys spectabilis (banner-tailed kangaroo rat) is the source of this 2997-nucleotide messenger RNA. It is a transcript of the gene Ltk, whose product is annotated as leukocyte receptor tyrosine kinase. The record is from RefSeq and is a predicted model, not a curated record. The transcript has 19 exons. Gene Ontology annotation, biological process: cell surface receptor protein tyrosine kinase signaling pathway; regulation of cell population proliferation; multicellular organism development. Bases 1 to 2733 code for a protein of 910 amino acids. Gene Ontology annotation, molecular function: ATP binding; transmembrane receptor protein tyrosine kinase activity. NCBI's taxonomy places the organism in Eukaryota, Metazoa, Chordata, Mammalia, Rodentia, Heteromyidae. Gene Ontology annotation, cellular component: membrane; signaling receptor complex.
AUGAGCCGCUCGGCCCGGCUGCUGCUCUGGCUCGGAGCUGCGGGCGCCAUCCUCGGCUCCCGCCCCCCGGGCUCCCGGGCGCCUUCUCUGCCCCUUCCCGCCAGCUCCCCGGACCCGACGGUCACCGCCGCCCCUGGCGUGGAGUCCGCGCCUCCCCCGGAGCCUCCCGGUGAGCCUCCCAGCGGCUCCCCGGGGAGAGACCCCCGCUCCGCGGCCCUGGCGCGGCCUCCAUGGCGCUCCCUGCCCCCUUCCCGCCUCGCAGGCGCCGAGGGGCCUUGGCUGUUCAGCUCGUGCGGGGCCAGCGGCCGGCGGGGGCCCACGCAGCGGCAGUGCGACGGGGCGUACGCGGGGAGCGGCGUGGCGGUGACCGUGGGGGCCGCGGGGCCGCUGCGGGGCGUGCAGCGGUGGCGGGCGCCCAGCCCCGGCCAGUACCUGAUCUCGGCUUACGGAGCGGCGGGCGGCAGGGGCGCCCGGAACCACCUGUCGCGGGCGCACGGCGUCUUCCUGUCGGCCGUGUUCUCCCUGGGGCGCGGGGAGCCGCUCUACAUCCUCGUGGGGCAGCAGGGGGAGGACGCCUGUCCCGGAGGCAGCCCCGGGAGCCAGCGCGUCUGCCUCGGGGAGUCGCACGUGGCGGCGGAGGGGACCGGAAGCGCCCCGGGUCGGCGUCGCGGGGCCGGAGGCGGCGGGGGCGGCGGGGGCGCCACCUUCGUCUUCCGGCUGCGCGCCGGGGAGCCGGAGCCGCUGCUGGUGGCGGCGGGGGGCGGCGGCCGGGCCUACUCGAGGCCGCAGGACCGCGGCGGGGCCCGGGCUGCCCCCGAGAAACUGGAGAACCGCUGGGCGGCGCCCGGGAGCGGCGGUCGAGGCGGGGCCGCAGGUGGAGGGGGCGGCUGGGCGUCCCGCGCCCCCUCCCCCCAGGCCGGCCGCUCCCUGCGGGAGGGGGCGGAGGGCGGCCAGGGCUGCGCGGAGGCCCGGGCCGCCCUCGGCUGGGCGGCGGCCGGCGGCUUCGGGGGCGGCGGCGGGGCCUGCACGGCGGGCGGCGGCGGCGGCGGCUUCCGGGGAGGUGACGCCUCAGAGACUGACAUCCUCUGGGCUGAUGGAGAAGAUGGGGUUUCCUUCAUACACCCCAGCAGUGAACUCUAUCUGCAGCCUCUGGCAGUCACAGAGAACCACGGAGAGGUGGAGAUCCGCAGGCACCCCAAUUGCAGCCAUUGCCCUUUGAAAGACUGCCUGUGGCGGGCAGAGCUCCUCCUGGCUGAGUGCAUCUGCCCGGAGGGCAUGGAGCUCUCUGCCGACAACAUCACUUGCAUGGACCCUCCUGCUACAGCAGGCCCUCUGGUUCUGAUGGUGGCUGUGGUGGCAACCCUAACACUGAGCCUGCUUACAGCAUGUGGCAUCCUGGUUCUGGUGAGCCAAAAGAAGUGGCAGGGCCUGUGGGGGACAAGGCUGCCGGGUCCUGAACUUGAGCUGAGCAAGCUUCGAACCUCUGCCAUCAGGACAUCCCCCAAUCCCUAUUACUGCCAAAUGGGGCUGGGCUCGGCCCAGGCCUGGCCGCUGCCUCCGGGGCUCACCGAGGUUUCCCCAGCCAAUGUCACCCUGCUCAGAGCCCUGGGCCACGGUGCCUUUGGGGAGGUGUACGAGGGACUGGUAACCGGCCUUCCCGGGGACUCCAGCCCCCUGCAGGUGGCUAUCAAGACCCUGCCGGAGCUCUGCUCUCGCCAGGACGAACUGGACUUCCUCAUGGAGGCGCUUAUCAUCAGCAAGUUCAGUCACAAGAACAUCGUGCGUUGUGUGGGGCUCAGCUUCCGGGCUGCCCCUCGCCUCAUCCUGCUGGAACUGAUGUCUGGAGGGGACAUGAAGAGUUUCCUGAGGCAGAGCCGGCCACACCUGGGCCAGCCAUCCCCUCUGAACAUGCAGGACCUGCUGCGCUUGGCCCAGGAUAUAGCCCAGGGCUGCCACUACCUGGAGGAGAAUCACUUCAUCCACAGGGACAUUGCUGCCCGCAACUGCCUGCUGAGCUGCGCGGGGCCCAGCCGAGUGGCCAAGAUUGGGGACUUCGGGAUGGCAAGAGACAUCUACCGGGCCAGCUACUAUCGCAAGGGGGGCCGGGCCUUGCUGCCAGUCAAGUGGAUGCCCCCGGAGGCCCUCCUGGAGGGCGUGUUCACAUCCAAGACAGACUCCUGGUCCUUUGGGGUUCUGCUUUGGGAGAUUUUCUCUCUGGGCUACAUGCCCUACCCUGGGCGCACCAACCAGGAGGUGCUGGACUUUGUUGUCGCAGGGAGCCGGAUGGACCCUCCGAGAGGCUGUCCAGGACCUGUGUACCGCGUUAUGACCCAAUGUUGGCAGCACCAGCCCGAGCUCCGCCCCAACUUUGCCAGUAUCUCAGAGCGCCUGCAGUACUGCACGCAGGACCCUGACGUGCUGAAUUCUCCCCUGCCAGUGGAAGCUGGGCCCAUCGUGGAGGAGGAAGGGGCUUGUGCACUAGGGAACCGGCCUUUGGAGGUCCUGAGAGCCCCACUCCCUCAGGACCCAGGUUCAGAGAGCCUGAAAAGCCGGGGAGGAAACCUCGGCACCUGGCUGUCCGCCGGCCUCAAGCCUCUCAAAUGUGGAGGCCUCCAACCUCAGAACCUUUGGAACCCCACCUAUGGCUCCUGGGCCCCAAGGGCACCUGUGCAGGGUGACUCAGGCAUUGACCUGAGCAACAGCUCCUCCCUGCACCCCUUCCCAGGCCUCUAGGUGGCUUGUUGUUCCUGUAGCCUCUGUCCCCUGCAGUCUGAGCUGCAUGUUUGGGCCUGUCUCAGGGCUGGCCUGGCAGCAACAGACUUUCCAUCCUGGAAACCAACCCAGGCCUCCUGGGAAGGGCCUGGCCCCUCCCGGCUUUUGGUAUUGGGGGCCAAUGGCCCUGGCCGUCACUAGGGAGUUCCGGACUGCCUUCUCCCCAAGAGCAUCUUUCGUCUGUGCCAUCCCCAACCCUGCAGCUGUUUCAAAUAAAAAGGUCUU